AUGACAGGCAUGCUUUGCGCCGUGUCUCCCACGACUCUCCACCCAAGUCUUGGCAGCCCCCGAGAGCGAGACAACGGCUAUUGCUUGUCUCCCCAGUCUCAGUCCCAAUCCUUUACAAAUAAGAGGAACUCGGCCUCCGAUUCGGACUCUCUUCGCACUACUCAUCUUCAAGUCCAGCAACAGAGUCCCUUCCAAGUGCAAUCUCCCUCUCCUUUGUCCCUGACUGAUCGUCGUCUGUCGCAACUCGACGACCUCCAAGACACUUUAAACCCUCAAUCUCUCCAGGGCGACUGUGGACCCUUGACUUUGUCAUCUGCCUCACUAGAUACAACUGCUUCCUCCACCUCUUCUUCUCCUUCUUCACUAUUGCCCUUAUCAAUCCCCGGACAAUCCUACUCAGAGUCUUCUCCUCUUCGGUCUAAUUCUGGCCCGAGGGCUUUGGCUUCGGUCAUCCGACACAACAAACCCGACGCUCUCUCGCUUUCACUUGCAUCUGCCCUCAACAUGCCUUCGGUUCGCGAGGCGGAGGCCAAAGAGUCUAACUUGCCAUCGGCCUCAAGUGUAUCAGUAUCCAAGAGCUCUGCUCCAUCGCAAAGCUUGACCGAUGCCCUCAAUGACCUCGCCUUGUCCCGUUUACCCCCAACAGCCGCUGUCAAGACGCCCACAACUGCCCGCACUUACACUUCCACCGACAGUCAUGAUACAGCUGCCUCUGAUGCCGCAGCCACCGUCCUCGCCUCAACUCUCCAGUCACCGUGUUUCUACCAUCAACGAUUUGCCGAUGCCGUCGACAUUGGCAAAGUCCUGGAGGAGAUCAAGAACGAUGUCUCCAUGUCGCACUCGCGCCUCGUUGCGACCGCAACUGGUGUUCGAGAGGUCUCCAAGCAGCUCCAGCGCCGCCCCAUCAAGCGUGCUGUUCGCAACAUCAUGAUUGUCACAAAGGCCCGCGAUAACCAGCUUGUCUACCUCACCCGUGAACUUGCCGGCUGGCUGUUGCGCACCCCACGCUAUGGCUCCGACCUUGGCGUCAACGUCUAUGUCGAUGCUAAGCUACGAGGUUCGCGACGCUUCGAUGCCUCUGGCCUGCUCGCCGAGAACCCUCGUUACCAACACAUGCUCAAGUACUGGACCCCCGAUCUGUGCUGGAGCCAACCCGAGAAGUUCGAUCUCGUCUUGACCCUCGGCGGCGACGGCACCGUCCUGUUCACCUCGUGGCUCUUUCAGCGCAUCGUGCCUCCUGUGCUCUCAUUCAGUCUCGGCAGCCUCGGCUUCAUGACCACCUUUGAAUUUGAGAAGUACAAGGAGCACCUCAACAGGAUCAUGGGCGAUGACGGCAUGAAGAUCAACCUUCGCAUGCGCUUCACAUGCACCGUCCAUCGUGCCAACCGUGGCCUCGCCGCUGUUGACGCACUCAAGCUCGAAGAGCCUGAGCAAUUCGAGGUUCUCAAUGAGCUCGUCAUCGAUCGCGGCCCGUCACCUUAUGUUUCCAACCUUGAGCUCUAUGGCGACGAUGAGCUGCUCACUGUUGUCCAAGCCGACGGAUGCAUUUUCUCCACCCCAACAGGCUCUACAGCAUACUCACUAUCAGCCGGCGGUGCUCUCGUCCACCCUGACAUCCCCGCCAUCCUUCUCACUCCCAUCUGCCCCCACACUCUCUCAUUCCGCCCCAUGGUUCUCUCUGACACUAUGGCCCUCCGAGUUGUCGUCCCCCGCAACUCACGAGCCACCGCCUACUGCGCAUUCGACGGCAAGGGCCGCCUCGAGCUCCGACAGGGCGACCACGUUACCAUCACAGCCUCUCAGUACCCCUUCCCUACUGUGACACGCACCGACACAGAGUGGUUCGACAGCGUCAGCCGCACUCUCCGCUGGAACGUGCGCGCAUCAGCACAGAAGCCCUUUGACGCCGAGGCUGGAGAGAAUGGCGAGGACGACGACAUCGGUUGGGAUAUCGACACCGACAGUGCAUGCUACGCGAGUGAAGAGGGUAGCGUGAGCGCAAGUCCCAUUCGUCGGCAAAUGAGUCUCCUUGGAAUGUGA
Messenger RNA from Fusarium sp. VM40, 2040 nucleotides. The record is from the annotation of a GenBank genome assembly. Lineage: Eukaryota; Fungi; Ascomycota; Sordariomycetes; Hypocreales; Nectriaceae.